AUGUCUACAGCUACAACCCAGCGCCGGCCUUCAUCCUCCCCCUACCUCCUCUCCCCUGGCGGAUAUGACGAUGAUGCCUCGCCUAUUCGUGCGCUGUCUGACCAGGAGUCAGAUUCUGAAGAUGACCAGCUCAUGGAAGCUUCCCGGAGCACACUCGAUCUAGUUCAGCACGAUCGUACGGUGUUAGAAGAGGAAGAGGAGCGAGAGCGCCUGUUGAUAAGGGCAAAGUCUAGCCCCACAGAUGGCCUGAGAAGGAUAUUUGGGGCCACACCUCAUGACAAUGGGAGUUUUAGUGUGAAAAUUGGAAAGAGGGACAGAAGGAGACGGAGAAACGAAUCCGCAAUGACAAGAGAUCGAAGGAGACGGAGGAGCUCUGCACAGAGCAAUAAUGACGCUAUGAAUAUUGGAGAAGAGGAUGAAUUAAUGUACGAGAUGGAAGAAGGUGUCUGCAAAGCUAUAGAAUCUGAUGACGAUUCACGGUCAAUGUCGACAAUAAGUUCAAUAUCCAUCGAUUUGGACCCUAGAGUUAUGGGUAACGGGGGUCAUUAUGGCAAUGGCUCAUCGUGUCGAAUGAUGUCUCUCCUUUCCUUCGCUAUCCUGAUUUUAUUUUCCCUGCUGUACCUAGGCGCGUAUAAGGCUUCAAGUGGCUACCGGAUAUCUCACCAACAACAGCCCAAUACUAUAUCUAACGGAACCUCGAUUUUUCUACCAACCACUAUUCUCAUUUCCCUUGAUGGAUUUCGAGCAGACUUCCUCACCCGCGGCCUCACGCCAACCCUCAACUCAUUUAUAGCCAAUGGAAUUUCGCCCAAGUAUAUGCUCCCAAGCUUUCCAUCCGUAACAUUCCCUAAUCACUUUACCCUAGUAACAGGACUCUACCCUGAGAGCCAUGGAAUUGUUGGAAACACUUUUUGGGACCCUGUGUUAAAAGACGAUUUCUACUAUACGAAGCCUGGAAAGAGUAUGCAGCCAAAGUGGUGGACUGCCGAACCCAUCUGGGCCACUGCUGAGAAACAAGGGGUGAAAACUGCCAUUCACAUGUGGCCGGGAUCAGAAGCACAUAUAAUGGGAAUUGAGCCCACGUUCCUGGAUAAAUUCAAUGGAAGUGAGGCUCUACCCCGGAAAGUUGAUCGAAUAUUCGAUUUUCUAGACCUUCCGGGGGAGAAUGAUGAGGAUAUUCCACCGUCCAUCCAGCAGCGGCGGCCUCAGCUCAUUGCAGCUUAUGUUCCAAAUGUGGAUGCCGCGGGACAUAAGUUUGGCCCUAACAGCACGGAAAUUAGGACAACGAUUGCUAACGCUGAUAAAAUGCUGGCUUCUAUCCUUCAAGGCUUGAAGAAAAGGAACCUAACUAAUGUUGUCAAUAUCGUGGUUGUCUCCGACCAUGGAAUGGCUACCACUUCAACGGACCGACUGAUACAACUUGAGGAUCUAGUGGAUCUCAACCUGGUCAAGCGUAUCGAUGGCUGGCCGCUUCGAGGACUUGUACCAAAACGAGAGGAGGAUAUUCAAUUACUAUAUAAUCAAGCAAGGAAUCACUCCGUCUUCCUGGGGUUUGACGACUACCUUGAAAUAUAUACUCGGGAGACGAUGCCGGAACGUUAUCACUUUUCGAACAAUGAUAGAAUUGCACCAGUGUGGAUAAUCCCCAAGACUGGCUGGGCAAUCGUCGAACGACCAGACUUCGAUGUGCAAAAGGCUCAGAAGCAUGGCAUAGCCUACAGCCCAAGGGGUUUGCAUGGAUAUGAUCAUGAGCAUCCUCUUAUGCGAGCUAUAUUUGUUGCUCGUGGGCCCAGUUUCCCACACAAAGCGAAUAGCCGAGUCAAAGAAUUCCAGAACAUUGAAGUAUAUAAUAUAAUAUGUGAUUCACUACGAAUUAAACCUCGUCCCAAUAACGGCACCUUGCGCCUUCCCUUGAAGCCUGUUGGACUACACUCCGAUGGAAAAACCGCUCCCAUCGAAAAUCUAGACGAUCUAGAUCCACAACCAUCGAUCACAGUACCAGCUCCUACCCGGCCCCCUCUCCAACGUCCAACUGCCCCUGCGGAGGAAACCAGCACACCUUCUCCUCCCGAGCCAGCUGAUCAAAGCCAGAAAAAGACUUCAUCCUUUUGGGGUAGGGUUAUAAGCAGGUUCAAAGGCUGGACAAAUUAUUUGAUCAGUUCGGUAGGGUUAGGAUGA
This is a messenger RNA of Microsporum canis CBS 113480, 2178 nucleotides long. Its product is annotated as type I phosphodiesterase/nucleotide pyrophosphatase family protein. Gene Ontology annotation, molecular function: ribonucleoside triphosphate phosphatase activity; nucleoside triphosphate diphosphatase activity. The record is from RefSeq and is a predicted model, not a curated record. The transcript has 3 exons. Lineage: Eukaryota; Fungi; Ascomycota; Eurotiomycetes; Onygenales; Arthrodermataceae. The coding region runs from base 1 to 2178 and encodes 725 amino acids. Gene Ontology annotation, biological process: nucleoside triphosphate metabolic process.